Messenger RNA from Peromyscus leucopus (white-footed mouse), 3978 nucleotides. RefSeq names its product RAB11 family interacting protein 1 (gene Rab11fip1). Lineage: Eukaryota; Metazoa; Chordata; Mammalia; Rodentia; Cricetidae. The record is from RefSeq and is a predicted model, not a curated record. Gene Ontology annotation, molecular function: small GTPase binding. Gene Ontology annotation, cellular component: intracellular membrane-bounded organelle. Gene Ontology annotation, biological process: regulated exocytosis.
CGGGUGGGCGGUCCAGAUCUAGGGCAGCGGCUACUACCUUGUGGCCUCCCAGGCGGGUGCGGCGUCGGCCACCAUGUCCCUGGCGGCCUCAGCGGGCCGGGGCCUGGGGACCAUGUGGUCCCCAACUCACGUGCAGGUGACGGUGCUACAGGCGCGGGGCCUGCGGGCCAAGGGUCCCGGGGGCACGAGCGACGCGUACGCGGUGAUCCAGGUGGGCAAGGAGAAGUACGCCACGUCGGUGUCCGAGCGCAGCCUGGGCGCGCCCGUGUGGCGCGAGGAGGCCACCUUCGAGCUGCCGCCACUGCUGUCCUCGGGGGCCGCGCCCUCGGCCGCCGCCGCCACCCUGCAGCUCACCGUCCUGCACCGCGCGCUGCUCGGUCUCGAUAAGUUCCUGGGCCGCGCCGAGGUGGACCUGCGCGAGCUGCACCGGGACCAGAGCCGCAGGAAGACGCAAUGGUACACCUUGAAGUCCAAGCCAGGAAAGAAGGAGAAAGAGCGAGGGGAAAUUGAGGUCGAUAUCCAGUUCAUGAGAAACAACAUGACAGCCAGCAUGUUCGACCUCUCCAUGAAAGAUAAGUCCCGGAGUCCAUUCGGAAAACUGAAGGACAAGAUCAAAGGGAAGCAUAAGGAGAGCGCCUCGGACACUGCGUCUGCCAUCGUCCCCAGCACGACACCCUCGGUCGACAGCGAUGAGGAGUCUUCCUCCUCAAAAGACAAGAAAAAGAAAUCGAAGAUCAAGACUUUGUUUUCCAAGUCGAAUUUGCAGAAGACGCCGCUCUCCCAAUCCAUGUCCGUCCUGCCUACUUCAAAGCCGGACAGAGUGCUGCUGCGACCUGGAGACUUCCCGUCCCGGUGGGACGGUGAUGACAAUGAGGACGAGUCCUCCUCCACCUCGGAUGUCCUGUCCCACAAGAGAACAUCCAGUGGAGAGCAUACACAACUGAACCAGACCAGCUUCAGCCUUCCCAAGAAAGAAGGGCUGUCCUUCCUCGGAGGCCUCCGGUCCAAGAAUGACUCCCUUUCGAGAUCUAACCUCUGUAUCAACGGGAAUCAUGUUUACAUGGAGCAGCCAGAGGUCAAGGGUGAGAUCCGAGACAGCAGCCCUUCGAAUUCCCCAUCCCCGCAGGGUUUCAGGAAGAAGCAUUUGUUCUUGUCCACCGAAAACCUGGCUGUCCGGUCUCCUAAGGAACCGGGGGAAGGAGAUGGUGUGACCUCUGACAGGCGACUGUCCGACUCUUCCACCAAGGAGUCUGUGAAGUCCAUGUCUUUGCCGUCCUACCGGCCUCUGACCAGUGGAGAGAGCGGAGAGAGCAGAGAGAGCGUGUCCCCAGCAACCGUGGAGGCUACCAAGGAGACCAAAGACAGCAAGAAGCAGGAGACCAAGAAGUCCUCUUUGCUUUCUCUGGUGACGGGCAAGAAAGAUGUGGCCAAAAGCAGCGAAGGCGAACCUCUCCCCGCUGCCUCAGAGAAAGAGAAGGAAGGGAAAGCCACGCUCGUGGAAGCCCAGCUGGGAGAGGAAGAGCUCGGAAGAAGGUCUGAGAGAGAUGCUGUGCCUGUUGCCUCCCAGCGGGGCAACUCCCUGAACCCCUUUGAAGAUGUGCCGAUCUCAAACCCAGAAGCCGGCCUGGAGCCUAAGUCUGAACCAAAGCCACCAGUUCCCGCUGCAAGGACUCUCCAGACCAAAGCUGUGAAGCCUAGACUGGACGUCCCUCCAGCGGCUCAACCCCAGGCCAGGCUUCCUUCCCCUGACUCUGCUCUCUUUCCUGCUCUCCCUUCUAGCUCUACCCGGGCACCUGUCUUUUCAGAGACACAGUCCUCUGAAAGUCCUUCUGCCUCCUCCUCUUUCUCAUCUCCCCUGGCAGCUCCCAUCUCCACCUCCACUCCAAUUGAGCACUGGCCCCCCGCAGGCCAGGGGGAGGUCCAUUCUGAAGAACCUUCUUUGCUCCUCAAAGCAGUUUCUCAGAAGGAGAGUCUAACACCAGCUCCGAAUAGUGGUUCUUCUGCCUCAGGAUCACCUUGCAAACAAAUUACCAUCCCAGUGCAGAAAGGGACGGAAGAGUCUUCAGAGGGCAAGGCCGGGGAGACAGGCACAGAGACAGAAGGCCAAGGCCGCAGUGACGCGUCAGGAAACAACCCCGUGGGGCAGCACAAAGACCUCCAGACGGUUCCUUUCCCAGGGCAGCACUGGGUCCCCUCCCCUGACGAGGCCCAGGAAGUGUCCUCUGUGCUUUCACUCAGCAGUGGCAGCAUCGAAGACCCCGCUGAGAAGUCUCCCACGGCGAGAAGCACAGGCUCUGAGCAUCGGUCUAGGUCUUUUGUGGAGACCCAUCAGAACGGUGCAGUGGCUUCUGCAGUCAAGGAAGCGACGCCCCCUCUUCAGGAAGAAGAGGCAGCCUCCCCAUUUGGCGGCACAGCACAGAGACUCAAAGGAACACCGACCGCCAGGGGAGCUCAAAAGAAAGUCAAGAAGCGCGUGUCCUUUUCUGAACGGCUCUUUGUGGAGGAAGACACUGAAAAACCCACUGAGCUUGAGGAAGAGGACGAAAGUCAUCCGCAGCAGCUGGCACGUGAAGGGGCCAUGGCCGGAGACGCGCCCGGUGAAGAGUCUCCAGAGUGUCCCCACACAGCAGGCACAGGGGAGGGACCUGUGACCACGGCAGCUUCUGAAAGCCAGAGUUUCUCAGAAGAUCCCACAAGUGAGGCCAGCCCAGCAAGGGGCACCCAACUCUUGAGGGUUGAGGAGAACGAUGACUUCGUGACUCAGUAUCAGAGCAAAGCCAGCGAUCAUGAAGGCCUGCUCUCCGACCCCCUGAGUGACCUUCCGUCUGCCUCUGACGUGAAGUCCCCUAUCAUGGCUGACCUGAGCUUGUCUCUUCCUUCCAUUCCCGAAGUGGCAUCAGACGAUGAGAGAGUCGAUGAGGCUGGGGAUGGAGGGGGGGGAGCAAGGCUGGUUGAUCUAGAAGCGGGAGUUUCACCCACCAACAUGUCACCUUCCCGUCUGGAGAAGGCACACGGGUCAGUGCUCACGGAGAAUCGCCGUGACUCCAGGCCCAGAGCUCCCAUGGCGGCUCCUUCCGAGCAGACAGCAGCACUGGGAACUCCUAAGCCACCUCUGAGCAAGAGCUCCAGUGUGAAUAACCAGUUACCAGGCCCUGGGACUGUCGAGGAAGAGGAAGUGAAGCAAAGUGGGAGGCCAGAUCCGCCUCCCCGCAUAUCCCAGGACCCUCCCAUGCCCAGCCCCUCGUCCUCUGAGACCUUUCCUGCUGCAUGCUCUUUGCCUAGCUCUCCAUAUUCUGACAGUCACCACAGCAGUGUAGCGGAACCUCCAAACAAAGCAACAGCAGAGGCCGCUGGUAAAGUUGAAACUGUUGGCAAGAAGAAGCCCCUUCUGCAAGCCUGGGUCACACCCUCAGAGAUCCACCCAGUCUCAGCUCCGCCAAGUGCUGGAGCUGGGGCAGCCAAGCACAGGCUUCAUCCCGUGAAGCCGAUGAACACAACACCCACCAAGAUUACAAACCCUAGCCUGGGGACUGCCGCCAUCAUCAGUGAGAACCUGAUCAACGAAGCCAUUAUAAAGAAGUACCAGCCCUCGGACCCCGCCUUCGCGUACGCACAGCUGACCCACGACGAGCUGAUCCAGCUGGUCCUCAAACAGAAGGAAACCAUCAGCAAGAAGGAGUUUCAGGUGCGCGAACUGGAAGACUACAUCGACAACCUGCUGGUCCGAGUCAUGGAGGAGACCCCCAACAUCCUCCGAGUGUCCACUCCGCUCGGCAAAAAGGCCGGAAAGAUGUGAAUCGCAGGAAGGAAACGGAGAUGUUUUGUGAGCUUGUUUCCACUACCUCUCGAGGUCAAGGGCAUGGUCUGCCUAGUAACCAGCACACAGUCAGUCUCCUGUUGCCGGUGUGCGUUGUCUGUCGAGAGUUAAUUCUCCUAGUUGAAACCAGGUUAAUGAUUACAAUGUAUCUUUUCUAUACA